CCGCACCAACCCGGCCAGGAGUGGAAGCGGCUGCGGGAGCAAACAGGUCCUCAGAACCAGCGCUAGGCCAAUGGGAUUGACAAAAUUCAGUCUUAUUUUUUGGUAUCCUGGUUAGAACAGGUGUUUAAAUAUUUCUAGAGAAUCUCCUGAAUCUUAACGGCCAGUUGGAGAAGUACCAAGGGGCGCCCAAACCGUUGCUCUCAGUGUUCCGGGAUGCAGGCUGGAGUAGGUUUCCCAAUGGGAAUCCUGUUCCCCAGCCAGGAGCUGAUUGCCGGCCGUGCGGAGGGAAGAAAUGCCUCCGUGGCGAGUCCCUGCUGCCACCGGGUGGUAAUCGCUCUCCACUGCAUUUUUACAGACCUUGACCGAAUUCAUAUUUUCAUUUAUGUGAUAAUUUACCCAACGUCAAUUUUGUUCCUAUUCGCGUCCUUUUUUUAGUACGGUUUCCAGAGCAAGGAAAACGCAAUUUGUAUCUGAGAGCAAAGAGAAACGCAGAACGCAGAGAGAAAGACGCCUUUAAUUAAGACUUUGCAUCUUUUUCUACUGAAAUAUUUUUAACCUGCUUCUGCCUUUUCAUGUCCUUUUUCCGUUGGUGCAGGUGCUCUUGCACGCAGCACAUUUCGGGGUAGAGACAUUCCAGCUCUGACGCCACGUUCUCUAUCGGAACGGUGGUUGUGGGCUGCAGCUUUUUUGUAGACUUCACUGUUUUCCGUUACAAGGUGUGCUGCGUCGUGACAGGAACAGGCUUUUUAAAGCUGUUUGCUUUGAGCCUUCUUGGCACAUUCACACGAAGCUAUUUCUCUGCUUUUUUUUUUUUUUUAAAUAUUUAAAGUGCUGAGACAAUUUUUGCCGCUGUGCUUUAAUAGGAUUUGCAGCUGUGAAUGUGCUUUAAUAGAAUUUACAGCUGGGCUGAAGUAUCCCCUCUCUUAAAAUAACAUUGCAGCUUCGUGAUUCAGGAGAAUGUGCUUCCCACUAGUUGCUUUGUAGCUGUGAAUGCUCUGGAGCAAGAGGAGAAUAUGAGCAAACCCAAAACUUUUGUCUGUGGCUAAAUAGGAAGCAUAAUCCUGUGGUUAGGGACUGGAACUGUAAAUGAGCGUAUUUGGGUCUUGUUUUUUUGCUUUGCUGAUGACUUGCUUUCAGCUCUCUCAUGCGGUUUUUAACCUGCCAGGUUUUUUUUUCUCCAUCGGUAAAGUGGUAAUAGGAAAAUCUAUAGGAAAAUGGGAAAAAAUAGGAGUGUUUUUAGAUCAUUAAGUGAUCGGUUUGGGGAUCUUUAUGUGCUGCAAGGCGCUGGAUCAGAAAGAUGGCAGGUGGGAAAUAGUGCAGGAUGUGGUGUCAUUGGAACCCGGCGAGAGCUGUGGGUCUUCUGUUUCUCAAACUGAAAAGCAGUUGGUGGCUGGGGAACCAACGGAAGAAAUGUGUUAUCUUAAAAAGCUGCAUAAUAGAUACCGCCUGCCUGUCGUGGCUCUGGGCCAGUAGUUUUCGUAGCUGGUCCCACAACGUCAAUCCAGAAUACACAGAAAAGAAAGCAGUGAGACUCCACAGAGCGGUUUAAAUCUUGCAGGUUUCCGAAACCAGAAGGAGAAUUUCGCUGCCAUCACUGACCUACGGAGGCAACUUUCAAGCUCAGAAUGGAGCUGGUGAGCAGGCAGGACCCCCACCUCCGAGAGGUCGUGUGGUUUGCGGUGUGCUGCAGAGCCCUGACGCUUCUGCUGCAGGCUCUGUUUAACCUCCUGAUCCCAGAUCACGCUGCAGACGCCUUCUCUCCCCCUCGCCUGUCCGAGCCUGGCCUGUGGGACCUGCUGUUGGAGUGGCUGCUGGGAGGCCUCUCGCACUGGGAUGCAGAGCACUUCCUCUUCAUCGCCGAGCGCGGUUACCUGUACGAGCACAACUGCGCCUUCUUCCCGCUGUACCCCCUGAGCGUGCGUGCCGUGGCCGAGGGUGCUCUGUGGCCCUUGCGGUGGCUGCUGGGUUUGAGGAGCCGCCUCCUGCUCUCAGCCGUACUUCUUAAUUCUCUCUUUUCCGUCCUGGCAGCCACUGCCCUGUAUAAGCUGGGCUGCGUCGUGCUGCAGUGUCGUAGGGUGGCUUUCCUUGCUGCCGUUCUCUUUUCUGUCAGCCCUGCCAAUGUAUUUAUGGCAGCUGCUUACUCAGAGAGCAUGUUUGCCUUCCUGGCAUUCAGUGCCAUGUGGCAACUGGAGAAGGGGCAGAGCUGGCUCAGUGGACUGCUCUUCUGCCUUGCUUCUGGGGUGCGUGCCAACGGGCUUAUUAAUGCUGGCUUCUUUCUCUACUCCCGCGGUAAAUGCUUUGCCUUCCAGCUCCAGGUGGGUUCAGGAUCGGUAAGGAAGCUCCCUCCGUUCUGGAAGGAACUCCUUAGCGUUGCAUCUUCAGCGGUUCUGAUGUGUGCUGUCAUUUUUCUACCUUUUGCUUUAUUUCAGUAUUAUGCCUAUGUGAGGUUCUGUGGUCCUGGCACCAGCCUGGAGCAGACUGUCCCCAAGCCGCUACUGCAGCUGGCUCUGGACAAGAGUUAUCGUCUGGCAGCCACGAACGGGGUUAAACCCCCUUGGUGCUCCCAGCGAUUCCCCAUGGUCUAUUCCUAUAUUCAAGAUGCUUACUGGAAUGUGGGCUUUCUAAGGUAUUUUGAGCUCAGGCAGAUACCAAAUUUCUUGCUUGCUUUGCCUGUCACGCUCCUGGGCUCGUGGGCUACCUGGACCUACAUCAUUGCGAAUCCCCGGCACUGCCUAACUCUUGGUCUAGAGAGAAGAAAGAGUGAAGAAGAGGGUAAGCCAAGACUUGGAUUUUGCUGCCCCGCUGUCUUCGUGUAUGUGGUCCAUGCCACAGUCCUGCUGGUGUUUGGAUUCCUCUGCAUGCACGUGCAGGUGUUGACCCGGUUCCUUGGCUCCUCUUCUCCUGUCCUGUACUGGUUCACUGCUCACCUGCUUCAAGAAUACGAACCUUUGCUCUGGAGCGAAGGGACUGAUAAUCAAACCGCGGCACCUCGCUCCGAGAAGUCUCUUCUAGAUAAAUCUCCUGGUUCCUGUGGGCGAGGGACUUCUGAAAACCCCGUUGUGAGGCUGCUGCUGGACUGUAGAUUAAUCACCCCCCUCAGCAAAUGCAUUCUUGGAUUUUUCCUGUCCUACUGGCUGCUGGGACUGGUUCUGCACUGCAACUUCUUGCCGUGGACGUAGUGGGGGUGUAUUGGUACAGACAGGUCGCGGGGCAGAAUUGAAACUCGUUUUUGCUAAAAACCUUGAUGUAUAUACAA
Messenger RNA from Grus americana (Whooping crane), 3256 nucleotides. RefSeq names its product phosphatidylinositol glycan anchor biosynthesis class V (gene PIGV). The record is from RefSeq and is a predicted model, not a curated record. The coding region runs from base 1626 to 3179 and encodes 517 amino acids. Gene Ontology annotation, biological process: GPI anchor biosynthetic process. Gene Ontology annotation, cellular component: mannosyltransferase complex; endoplasmic reticulum membrane. The transcript is spliced from 4 exons. NCBI's taxonomy places the organism in Eukaryota, Metazoa, Chordata, Aves, Gruiformes, Gruidae. Gene Ontology annotation, molecular function: alpha-1,6-mannosyltransferase activity; GPI mannosyltransferase activity.